GCUACAACUUUCACCUACCCCUUCUCCAACGGUUACCAUACUUUUCCAAAAUUCGUCCCAUAUCUUUUUUCGGGCGCCGUCUCAGGCUUCGAAGAUAUUCGAAGCUGGAUGGCAACGAAGUCAAGAUUUGUCUGGAAGCGGAGGAUACAUGCCUGUUGGGUUCCAAUUUGAGCGACGAACGACGAUCUGAUACCGAAGACCUGGUGAGAGACGACGAUGCUUCGUCAUCAUCCUACAACGACCAUGAAGCGCAUAUCAACCCUUGUCUCUUGAUUUCGCCAAGUUGUUCUGAAAACGAAGAGGUUGAAGAAAAUCAUGACGAUUGCGAAGAAAAAAAUGAAAUAAAAUUCCAGGAUUUUGAAUGCGAUCUACAAGUGGAAGGGGACGAUUCCGGUGAAGAGAAAAAAGAGUUCUCAUUUACAUUUUAUGAUUUGGACGGAUAUGGGAAAAUAACCAAAGAUGAUGUUGCUGGACUUGUACGCAGUAUUUAUGGAGCAGUAAACGACUCAAUCAAAGUACCUCAAGGUGGCAAGAAGACUAUCAAAGUGAAACUUACGGUCACUCCUGAAAAGUAUUCCUCCAAUGAUCCACAAAACAACCCACAAGAAGAAAAUAUCAUCAACAACAACAAUAAUAAAAAUAACCUCCCAACCAGUCAAAUGGGCAACGGUUGCUCAGCUUCAACAGCCGAAGGGCAUCCCACCACCACCCCCACGACCAAUUUUCGGAACAAUGUGAAUGUGACGAUACAAGAGAAUCUCCACAGAGAACGAUCUGGGCGGAAAGAAAAGGAUUUCAAGGAUCGUUUCUGCCACUUUGAGAGACCAAAGUUCAGCUCGGUGCGCCUCCCCAACUCUUCUGGUUGUCGAGGAUGUAGAAACUUUUCUCCCGAGGUGUUUCGCGAUUGUAGUGCGUCCCCACUCCGGCACCGAAAAAAGUGGAGAGAGCAGAGAACAUGUUCCUUCUACCGACCCGAGCUGAUAGACAUUAUUCAGGCCAACAUGGAGAAGAACAAUGUGUCCCCUUGCUGCCGACAUGAAUUGCAUACUCAUCAUCAACAUUCCCAAAGUCAUUGUACCCACAACAAUCAGCUAAACGACCCAAGUUCCCUUUUUCGAAAUGAAAAUUUUUGGAAGCAAAAGUUGGCAGACUUGACUCAAAACAAUGGAGGAGGAUGCAACCAUCAUCAUCAUCCGGUUAGUCUCGGAGGAAUGAAAAUGCACGACUGUCAUAACCACAAAAUAACCAGUCACGGUAAUCAUUGGUGGUGCAAGAAACACGGACAUCAUAGGUCGAGGUCCCAUGACAUUUCUCACGACCUUAGUCAAAAUGUUUCCAAAAUGUCUGGUCUACAACCUACGGACCGUGACCAACUUCAGUCAUCUCCUCUGGGGCAUGUCACCAACCGAGAAUGUUGCAACAAUAACAAUACUAAUAUUAAUAAUAACUCCCAACUCAACAAUGUUAUUAAUCAGGACGAGCAAUGUGUUGAUAAUCUUGAGCUACAACACCAACAAGGAUGCAUUCUGACCUCAAAACAGCAUCUUUCUCCUCCUAGAAACAAUAAAAAUACGAACAUCACAAAUUCAGCAUCUCCCCAUCAACUGAAACAUAGGAAUCGAGAAGUGGAGCACGAACGGGCCAUGGCCCAAGUCAUUAGUUGGCUGGAACGAGAAAACAUUGGGGACAAGACCAAGUGUUUCUCUCCUAAAAAGAAGAUUCAUAAUCCGAACAAUCCCUGUGUCCAUAGCCCACCUGUUGUGAAAAAACAUGAACAUCAUCACGUUCACGAACACAUUCACCAUCAUUAUUAUCAUCAUUACGCGAAAGAGACUCCAAUCAUUGUCUAGUGCAUCCAUCUUAUGCAUGUAGUUACUGGUUCCAGUAUUUCCUUAUUGUAGUAUACUUAAUACACCUGCAUACAUACGUUACGUAAGUGAACCUGCUUUGGACGUUUGAAAUUCUACCCUGCAUUGUAUUGCGUCAAAUAUAAACCCUCAACAUGAAAUGUCUAGAAAGUACUCCAACUAAUUUAUUCCCAAACCGUAUUUGAUAUUCAUAAGUGUUCACAACUUGUGUCGUACCUAUUAUAAUAAACGUACUUAUAUGCAUACUUAUAACUUGUACUUUUGUUAGCAAUAUAACUUUUUGCUGAAACUUUAUUAAUAUGCAGUUUUAUAGCCGUGGUUUAUAGUAUGCAUUUAUACUUUGUUGACUAAUUUAUUAAUUUACCGACGCAAACGUUCCCGUUGGACUGAUUUAUCCUUAGCUGUUUAAGUUCACAAUUUGCAUUCGCCACACUCACUCAAUCUCGUAUUAAUAUUUAUUGUCGGUGUUAUACCCAAAAUGUACACAAUUUAUCAAUGUAAUAAUAGUUUCAACCAGUGAGGAGUUGAUAGUAUUCUAUAUAAUUGUUAUUAUUAUAUAUUCAAGUCUUUAGCUGUUUUGUACCUAUUUCAACAAUUGUGAAUUUACCUGUAAAAUGUUGCAUUCAAUCGAAAUGUAUGAAGGUUUGAAAUUAGAUGAGCGAGUUGCUUUAAUAAACAGUGACGAAAAUUACGAAAUAUUAAA
This is a messenger RNA of Folsomia candida, 2571 nucleotides long. RefSeq lists its product as uncharacterized. Bases 660 to 1850 code for a protein of 396 amino acids. The record is from RefSeq and is a predicted model, not a curated record. Lineage: Eukaryota; Metazoa; Arthropoda; Collembola; Entomobryomorpha; Isotomidae. The transcript has 6 exons.